Messenger RNA from Caenorhabditis bovis, 1713 nucleotides. The record is from the annotation of a GenBank genome assembly. Lineage: Eukaryota; Metazoa; Nematoda; Chromadorea; Rhabditida; Rhabditidae.
AUGUCAGUUUCAUCAAACUCUUCAGUAUGUGGAGAUGCUGAAGGAGAUUUAUUAUUCGAAGAAGAAGAGGAACUUGAUUUCUAUGCAAUUUUAAAUGUUCCAAAAGACGCAACUGAUGAUGAAAUUAUCAAGGCUUAUAGAAAACGAUGCCUGAUGUUUCAUCCGGAUCGUUUUACCGAUGAAUCAGAAAAAAAAGACGCUGAGAGAGUUUUCGUAAAACUUCGCCGAGCUCAUGAAGUUUUGCUCGAUCCUAAGCAAAGAGCAAUAUAUGACGCUCUUGGUGUACAGGGUCUUGAUACUCAAGGUUGGGAGCUUGUUUCUCGCUCAGCAAAUCCUGAAAAUAUUCGUCGUGAAUUCGAAUUUCUUCAACGUCUGAGAGAUCGCGAGUUAAUGUUACAAAGAGUGCAUCCGACAAGCGCGUUUAUUUUGAAAACAACAUUUGCAGGACUUUUCCAAGAAAAUCCUGAUGAUAGAUUUCCACCACAACUGUUGGGAGUGGCGUUGACACAAUCAGUCGAUUGCUCUCUAACCGGGAAGGAUAGAGUUGGAUUGACCGGAAGAGUGAAAACUGGAAAUGGUAGAGGCGAUGGGAAUGUAUCAGCGGUUUGGAAACGAGUUGCCGGCCAAUUUAAUGUUGAAAAUAUAAUAACAAUUGCACCGGAUUCUGUAGCGCUUACUUUCAAAGCUUCUCGGAAUAUUUUCUCUCGGGCUGCCAUCAUUAUCCAACCGCAAUUACAAUACAGCCUUCUUCAUGAAGCCAUCAUUCCUUCUUUAGCAUUCAUUUACUCCAUGAGAUUGCGUGCUCGACUUCAAGGAAGUAUAAUUCUAAACGUUUCACCAAUUUCAAACUCAAUUACAACAACAAUCGUACAUACAGAAAACAAUCAUCCAAAAGCAAUUGGUAGUCUUACGUUAUCACCCAUCAAUUCAAACAUUCGCUUGGUAUACUUUAGACGUCGUCCGGAACAUGAUUCUGUAACCGAAAUGGCUGUGCAAAUCAAUACAUAUGGAAUUUCGCCUUCCAUUAAUAUGGAACGGAAAUUAUCAAGAUACUCAAGAAUCGGACUCUCGUUUCAUUUCUCUUUUCCGUCCUGUUUGCUCCAAUCCAAGAUUAAACUUAAAACUGGACAAUCUUCGUUUGAAUGGCAAAUUGUUUUGUGUGAUGAUAAGGAAGCGUUGACAAGAAGUAUCAUUUAUGGGGUGGCAAUGCCUUACUUCGCCAUUCAGCUAACAAAACUUAUGUUUCGACCAUGGUGGGAGAGAUUUGUCUCAAUCUUCGAUGAUAAUUCUGCCGAACAAGAUGUCGAUUUGGCAAAAAAAGAAGAGGCAGCAAACGUGACUAAUCUGAUGAGACCGACAGCCGAUCGAAUUCGUAAAGAAGAAGAGGCGAAACAAGGAAUUGUUAUCGAGAACGCGCGUUAUGGACAAUGCGAUGUAAGCGGCUCGCGGGUGUAUCCAUUAGCCGGAGAUCGCACCGUAGAUGUAACAGUCCCUCUUCAAGCAAUGGUCAAUGACAGCCAACUUCGUGUUUAUACCGUUAAGAGCCAACUUCCAGGCUUUUAUGAUCCAUGCCCAGGAGAGCCAAAGAUGCUCACAGUUCAAUAUUUGUUCCGUGGCGAGGCACAUUCAGUGACAGUCAGCGAUGAAAUGCCGUUGAUGAUCCCAUUGAGAGCUCAUCGUUUGACAUCGGCGAGUGCUCAACAAAAUGUCUAA